This is a messenger RNA of Pocillopora meandrina, 5031 nucleotides long. NCBI's taxonomy places the organism in Eukaryota, Metazoa, Cnidaria, Anthozoa, Scleractinia, Pocilloporidae. The record is from the annotation of a GenBank genome assembly.
CAACAGCUUUGACAUUACUUUAUUUCAUUCCUGCAGUUGAUGAGGCCUUCUUAGGAGCGGCAUUGGAGCUGUCGUUGUUCUUUCAACUCUAAGAAUGGCAAAGCUUAAAACUAAGAUAGCCAUCUUAGCUGUACUAGGUGUUGUUUUAGCAGUGUUUUAUCCGAAGAUCAAAGCGGUGUACGGGAAACAUGUAAAACCUCAUGCAGACAUAGCCGCGAAUGUUGUUAAAUUCAUCAAAGAUUUCCACAUUUUUGGCUAUCACAUCCCGUGGAAAUAUGUGCUUCCUGGAUUUGCCAUAUUUGUUGCCAUUCAGCUGUUUAGGGUAAGUAUCAAUUGUAAAACAUUUUACGGUUUUUGCUCUUUCCUGUAACCGUUUGACAGUACUAGCUUUAUAACAACAUUUUCAUUGAAUUGAAUAAAUAACCCAAAUUGAAACGAAGAAAACAACAGUAAAUCUUUAAUUUCUGAGAAUAAUGAAGGCAAAAUGUGGAUUUUUUUAGUGUUGAUAUUCUGCAAAGAUGGAACCCCUAAUUGUGUUAAUCGGAAUGUUUUUGUGCGGCAUUGACUAGACGAGCACCUGCUAAUAGCGUUGUUGAAGAUUGUGUACGGUGUUUACAUAAUUUUCUCAGUUACGUCGUCAGUCAAUUUUCCUGACUGAAAUAUUUUGUACAAAAUUGCCUUGUCUUUUUUAAGAAUAUGUUCCCAAAAUGGUCGGCAUUCGGAAAUAUAAUGUUUUAUUGGUGAAUAGUUAAUUUAAAGUUUUUCCUUGGGCAGAUAUUCUAGGGUGGGGUAGGCUGUGAGGAAAAAUGAUGUUUUGGAAUAUGUUUUUUUUGGAAUAUAUUUUAGGAUUUAAUUUACCUCUCGAAUUGAAACGUUAGCUUUGAACUUUUAAGGCAAACGUGAGAUGAAUUAGAGAAGUCUUGUUCCCAUCCUGUUAUUUCUUAAAUAUUACUUGAGUAAACCUUUAGUGAAUAAUUAAGUACAACUUUUAAAUUUGAAGCACAGGCCACACCUUGGAUUACUACUAGUGUUUGUGUUUUUGUAGUCAGGACAGGUACCUGAAUACUUCCUAUGGGUUUGGGAAUAAUUUACAUUUUUGUAUUGUACAAAGUUCACUCAAAAUGCUUUUAAUAUUCCAUCUUCUGGUUUUGAAAAAAUUUUAAUGACCUUAAAUAACAGAGAAUUGAAGGAUUUGAACAGAAGCCAAUUAUAUCAAACCUCUUUUUUCAGAUAUUUUCUAAAAUUUUUGUAAAUUAUGAACAAAGUAAUAUGUAUGAUAAGAUUACCAUGUCAGACUCUCUUCUAUAACUGACUUGGGAGUAAUUAUCUUUUUUUCUGAUAAUAGAGGAGACGUAGGCUAAAGAAGCUUGCAGAGGAACAGAAGAAAAAAGACCAAACCUUUAUGACUGAGGAGGAAGGUAAUGAGACAGUUUUCAUUGUUUCAACAUUGUUUAUGGUUUUUUGUUUUAGUUAGUGAUUGUAAAUCAGUUUCCCUUUUAUCACUUUCCCUUACUUCUGAAAACAGUUGUUUAGUGCUAAAAUCAGACCUCUUUAAUAAAACAUUUAUGUGAUGCUUAAACCCCACCUUUAAAACCCUGUAGGUUUUGUGAAAAUUUAAUCAACUCUGUGUGGAGUCCAGCAAACUCAUCAGGCAUUUGGCUAUUAAUACCAAACAGUUCUGUAGUUGAUAACUUUAUAAUGUAAAUGAUUUUAAAAUUUUUUGUAAAUGCCAUUUUGCAAAUGGUAUUUUUUCAUAAUGACUUGUGUACAAAUAACUAUUUCAUCAGUGUAAAUUAUGAUUCUAUGCCAAGCCUGCAUUCCCCCUGCUAUUCAUAAACAUGAUAAAUCCCUUGCAUCAGUCAGCAGGUUUGUCCAGUUGGAUACAAAUUAUUGCAUCAAAAAUGCACUAUUCUUCUCUUUGUUGUAUCCAAAAAAUACUGAGUAUGGUGGUGUCUUUUCACUGAAAACUAUCUUGGAGAUUGUGAAAUGUCGUUUUGCAUGUCCAUUUCUUGAAUUUUCAUUUUGAGAUGUUCAAAUCAAAUAUGUCAAGUUACUUAAAACAGCUAUCAUGGUUUGUGGUAUGCACUUCCAACUUUUUUUAUAACCUUUAAAUAUACUUAUAUAUAAAUUUUUUUAAUGCAUGCACUCUUGAUUGAUAAUUUAUUUUACAAUCUUUGAAUUCAUAAGCAGUCACAACCACUACUAACUGUUAAACAAUACUUACAGUUAAAUUAAGGAACCUUGCUUGUCUACUGCCCUAAGUCACAUGUAUACUUCUACACACCGGGAAACACUUGAACAUCAGACUUGUUACUUUUGCUGGGAUUUUAGCUGAUAGAGUGGCAGGGUGAAUGUAUGGCUUUCCUCUAAUCAACUGUAACAUUAAUCCUAUCAUUUAAAAUCCAUCUUUUAAACUUGCUGAUAAUUUUCUCUUAAUCUCUCAUUGCAUUUCUUCCAUUUAUUUUUAUUUGGUCUCCUCGCCAAAGUGGUAAUAACUGUCUCAUCUCUAAAAUUGUACACCUGACUCUUCAAAUUUAACCCAAAAAACCAUCAGUUUACUUAAAAAUUUCCAUGUCCUGUCAGCGACACACUUGCAAAGAUGGUCAACUUUUAAUACUUAAGUAAAAUGUCUGAGAAAAGUUCUGUCCCUUUCAGCACGUCAAGUGCAUACCACAAACCAUGUCCCAAAACCUGAGAGCCUUGACAUCAAACCGGCCUGCAACCAAGCAGACCUGUCAAUUGUUGGAAACCGUGUACGGACAUACUUGUAUUGGCCUUCAACAAGCUCAGUUAAUGUUUUUGAACUAGCAAGAGCUGGCUUUGUGUUUACCGGUAUAGACGAUAUCGUAAAAUGCUUUAAGUGUCAGGGCACCCUUAAAAAAUGGAAGCCCGGAGAUGAUCCUUUGGAGGGUCACAAAGAGUUCUAUCCUGAUUGUCCACAUGUUGUGGCUCUUGAAGAAGUAAAAAAGCCAAUUAAUACUGAAACCCAACUGGAAGACCUGCUAACUGUUUGUGAUGGAGUAAGCCAUCGUCUGCAGCAGUUGCGUGCAAUUCAGAGUAAGGCAACUGGAGUAGAGCCAGGUAUGGAAACUGCUCAAGUAUGUUGUCUCUAAGUGAAGCCAGUGUCCCUAGAAAUGCCCUGCUGUUAGCAACUGUGAUAAGCAAUCCUGGACAAAAUUUAUUGUAGUUUUGUCAGUUAGGGUGAAUCAGAACUUUAUACCCUAACAUCAGUAUUCAUAUUCUCCAUAAUGUUCUCUAUACAUUUCCUAAUGUGCUGAAUUUGUUUAACAAUUAAGAGGUUCUUCAGUUGAUUCUCCUUUCCUUUACUCUCAUGACCUUAAUAUUUGAUUCAUGGGUGAUAUUGAAAGGAGAGUUAGUCACUCUUAGGGAUCAAAGGGUUAAGACUGAAGAAAAUUUUUUUCCCUUAAACUUCUUUUGUUUUAAUAUUUACUAAUAGUUAAUUUCUCGAGCACAUAUUCAUUAUUCCACAGCUAAGAAGCAUCUAACAGAGUUGCAGAAGCGGUUAGACACUACAGAACGCACAAUGCACCUUGUUAUGAAACAGAUGGAAGCUGUAACUAAGUGUCUGGCUAAAACACUGGCUGACGAUCCGGCUAUGAGUGGUGAUAAAUCCUUAGCAGAGAUCACAGAGGGACUUGUCAACUUAAAAGAAAGCAAUGUUUGAUGGGGUUCAUUCUGUAUUUGAACACUACAGAGCACUUGCACUUCUUAAAGUUCCCCUCACUAGUGAAAUAGCCUUUUUAGGAAAUGAUUGCAGGCAUGUACUGUGAUUGGCCAGAUAUGGCAGAGCUCUUUCAUUGUCUAUAAGUGCAACUAUGAAAAAUAAUUUUGCAAGAUAAAUUUCCCUAAAAAUUUUGGGUACGAUAACAAAUAGGGAUAACAGAAAGAACUUGCCAAUUAUAAUAAAAUCACAUGAGAAGUAAUAAUGCCAAGGGUGUCAGAUGGCUCCUAUUGCUGAUGAAAAUUAAUUUUGAAUGAAAAAGGAACUUUUUAUCACUGAAUACAUGUAAGAAAUAAGAAAAUACACAGAAAAUAACUCUUUUAUUGUCAAAUAAUUGGUUAUUAUUAGCUUGUUGAACAUGAAAUGAGGAUACUGGUUGUCCAAAUUUGUGCAAAUUCAAAAAAGUUUGAAAUAACAUCAAAUGAGUAUUGAAAGGUUUUUGUCAAGUUGUAAUGCAUCACAGAUUUAUCUGACUAUUUAUUUCAAGUUAUCUUAUUUAUGCACAGCAGUAGCUAAGUUAUUUAUUAUCUAGUAUGUGUAAAGACUAAACAGUUGUUUAUUGAAAAUAGACAUCAUGUAAUGAUCUUAUAUUAUAUAGAUAUUAUUGUAUGAAAUAUAGGGGAGAUAACAACUAAAAUUUUACCCUUUAAUUUUGCCACUUAAAACAUUUGGCACUCAGAAUUUGUCAGACUAUAGGUUAAGUCCAUUUUUAUUCAAAUAAUAUCAAUAUGGCCUUGGUUUUCUGAAAAAAAAGGUAGUUUCUAAACAUUUUUGAACCUGUUGUCAUUGAUUGCUCAUAGUUAAAGAUUUCAAAUUUUGGUCCAGAUUUUAAAUUAUAACUUGAUGUACAGCUGUUUCAGUUCUUUUACAUUUCCAUAUUUGUCUUAAAAAUUGCUGGUUUUGGGCACGGAAAUUUUUAUGAAAAUAAAAUAUGUUUAAAGUAUAUCCUUAUGUGUGACUCGAAGUACAUUGUGGUGUAACUCCUGUUUGGAUUGUUUGUGAGUCAGUGAUAGCAAUCUCAUGCUGAGGUUUGUGGAAAACUUUUACCCCUUUCACUUCCAAGAUCUCAUUAGUAAAUCUCUUUUACUGUCUGCCAUACAAUUCUUAUGAUGGUGGUUCUCAGAAUUUGGUAUUGGAUCAACUAAUAGUCCCCUAGUUGAUAUUUUUCUUUAUUCUCAACAUUUGUCUGCUUGACAUUGGACUGAUGUUGUAAGGAGAUGUUCUAUUCUGGUUAUGGGAGUUAAGGGGUUUAGUGUUUUUUGGGGUAGACUGCUAUUUUCUCAUUUGAC